Messenger RNA from Galleria mellonella (greater wax moth), 3853 nucleotides. Its product is annotated as 18S rRNA aminocarboxypropyltransferase. The record is from RefSeq and is a predicted model, not a curated record. Bases 418 to 1137 code for a protein of 239 amino acids. Gene Ontology annotation, biological process: maturation of SSU-rRNA. NCBI's taxonomy places the organism in Eukaryota, Metazoa, Arthropoda, Insecta, Lepidoptera, Pyralidae. The transcript has 2 exons. Gene Ontology annotation, molecular function: rRNA small subunit aminocarboxypropyltransferase activity.
AUUUCGAAAAAAUAUUUGUAAAGUUUAUGCAACUAGUUCAUUGAAUUUGAAAAUUGUAUGUUAUAAAAUAGCUAGGUGUUUUACAAUACUUAUUAAUAUCGAUAUUUUGCAUAAAGACAUAAUACUAACAGUUUUAUAAUACUUAAUAUUCAUUAUUUUACUGUGUCGUUAUUUCAGGUGGUAGCAUAGAUUAAUAUUCUAGUAUUAUUAAUAUAAUUGUAGUGUUCACGCUUAAAGAAGUAUCAAAUGAAAUCAUUUAAAGUGACAAAUAGAUCAAUAAAAUGAAAUCAUUUGAAGUGACUUAUAGAACUGAUUGAUCGUUACAGAAAUUCCACAUUUAAUUUGGAAAUCGUUAUAAUUUGACUAAUUUAAAUACUAUGUCUUAUUUCAAGUAAUCAUUACAUAUCUUAACUCAAUAUGGCACCAGGUAAAAAAGGAAAAGUCCAUGGAAAACGUUCUAACCAUCAUGUAACUAAAAAUUAUGCUGAAAGAAUGAGUGAUUUAAAGCUACAGUCUUCAGAUGAGAGCAGCUCUUCAGAUGAUGAAUCUAUUGCACACAUAACAUUUCCAAUAAAAAUGUGGGAUCUAAAUCACUGUGACCCUAAAAAAUGUUCCGGCAGGAAACUCCUCAGACAUAGACUGAUUAAAAACCUUAAACUUGGUCAGAGAUUCAGAGGGAUUGUAUUAUCUCCUAUUGGUUCCCAGUGUGUCAGCCCAAAUGAUGACAGUAUCAUAAAAGAACAUGGAAUUGCUGUUAUAGAUUGCUCUUGGGCUAAAAUUGAUGAAACCCCUUUUGGGAAAAUGAAAUCAAAUCAUCCUAGAUUAUUACCAUUUCUAGUUGCUGGUAACCCUAUAAAUUAUGGUAAACCAUAUCAACUAACAUGUGUUGAAGCUAUAGCCGCUGCUUUAUAUAUAACUGGUUAUCAGAGAGAGGCAGAGUUUUAUUUAUCUAAGUUUUCCUGGGGACAUUCUUUUUUAGAACUUAACUCUGAAGUUUUGGAUUUAUAUGCAGCUUGCACUGAUAGUAAGAGUGUGAUAGAGGCCCAGACAAAGUAUCUAGAAAGUGCUGGGGAGGAAGGGGACACUAGACCUUUAUGGCCUCCUAGUGAAUCAGAUGCUGAAUCUUGUAGUAGCUGAUAGAUAAAUUUAUUUGUCUAGUAAUAAAUAUUUAUAUGUCUUGUAAAUAGGAUAUAAUUAUCAUAAAAGAUAUACAAGUUUGCAUAGUGUUUGACUAAGUGCAGUUGAAAAUAAUUAUUGUUAUUAACACCUAUAGUGUUUGCUCUGCAAUGAUAAUUUAUUUACAACCUUUACAGAGAUCUUUAUAAGAAUUUAUAAGUUUAAAAAAAAAAAAUCAUUUAGUUUUGUGUCUAUUAAUGGAUGAACUUUGAACAGAGAGGAUUAUCUGCUUUACACUAUUCCAGCCCCCAAUGACUCAGUUAUUGCUUUGAAAUUAUUAGUUCAUAUCUUAUUUGGUCUCCUUUUCUUUUCAUAUCUGCACCUUGUCAACUACUACAUUUUUGUACAAUUCUUUUGUGUCUACAUGUGACUAGUCCUAUAAUUAAAAUUUAUUAUUUUGCUCACUACAAGUAAAAUACUCAUAACAAAAUUUUAAAGGUUCAUUUUUUACUAUUAGCUAAACUUAUAUUAAUGGCUAAAAUAAAAUAAAUACUACAUAUUACUACGGAAUGGAUUUUGAUGUAUCACUAUAAUAUACUCUAAGUGGUAUCUAUUUAUUUGUUCCUGAAAUUGUCUAUGAAGUCCUAACAAAUUGAUAACUAACAGGAAUCCCUCCUGGUGUAAUUAAAUAGAUAUACAAUUAUGUUACAAAUCUUAAAUGUAACUAAGUAAGUUUAGUGUAUAAAAUUGAAAAUGUGAUUGUGUUCUUUCACAUUAAAGCAGUUAUCAACAAAUUUAAGAAAUGGAUAUACUUCUGUAAAUUUCUUUCUAGAAAAAGGUUUCAUUUUUAGAUUUGUUACAUAAUUCAUAUGAGCAUAAAAACUAGUUAUAACUGGAACAGUUUGACGGAGACAUAUCAUUAAUUUUUAAAAGUAGUUAUGUAAAUAUUUAUACAUAUGUAUACCACUGAUCAACUACAAAAUGAUAAUAUUAUACACUUUACAAUUUUUUAAAGAUACAUAGUUUUCUCAUACUAUUCUUUUUUUAAUAAUGUGGGUAUUAAUGAAAUUGGUCAUUUAAAAAUAUAGACAAAUGCUCGUCUCACAUUGAGGUUCCUAAGUAACAUUAACACUUUACCGUUUAAAAAGUAAUCCCCAGACCAGAUUAUCUACUAAGAAACGAGCAAAGGAAAAAGAGUUUUCAAUGUAAUAAAGAACAAUACUAGAAACAAAUCAUUUCGUUACAACUUUUAGGUAUUUAACUUGCUUAUGCAAAUUUUUUCUUUCUAAAUUUGUUAUAAAUUUUUAACCACUUGCAUCUUAUCGUUUUAAAAUUGUGUAUACUUAUGUAAAUUCAGUUACAAUCCAGUGUUAAAGUACUAUCAAGUUGAUCUAAUGGUGAAGAAGGAAGGUGGCCAUAGGAAAAUGUGAAUUCAUUGAAUUUGUCUUGAUAAAACUAUAAUCCUGUAUUGUACCCUAAACCUGAAAAUGGCAGUAAAAACUGUUAUACGAUAUACAAAUACAUAAAUGGUGCCUUCUGUAAUCUUUAAUAUGACAUUUAUUAAUUUUCAUUAGGUCGGCCUUUAGUAGGCAUUCUUUUCAGUAAAACUUUUGAUAUUGCUUCUCCUUUUAUAGUUAAUAGUUCUGUAGUCAAUACACAGUUCAAAAGUUAAUCUGUAUGUAAGAACUAGAUGUUGGUAUAUGUGUACAUAUGUUUGAAAUCGGUGGAAUUAGAGAUCGUUCAACCAAUUACAAUAUGUAUUAUUUUGAGAUUUCUAUAGAAUCUAAUUUGUUGUAAGUCCUUGCUAAAUGACAUUGUAGUAUAUGAAUUGUACUAUGCCACCGCCGGUACCUAGUGUGAGUUGUUCAAAGAAUUGCGUUCAUCUAUAUUUGUGUAUACAUACGUCGUUAAAUUUGUAUAGAAAUUGAAUUUCAUUAACCAUCUGCUGGAGGUGUAGCACACUUCUCGAUACAGAGCGAAGUAAACGCAGCGAUAACAUAAAUCUUUGUACAUCUCGAUUACAAGACAGACUUUAGCCUAACUGGCGCCCUUGGGUAAAUUUUUUGUCAAUAACUUCUGUAUCAUUCAACUGAUCGGCAUGAAAAUUUCAAUAUCUAAUUUAUAAAAUGUUAACUGAUGGAAUAUUUUAGCGCUAUCUACUUUGUUGUAAUUCCUCACUAGACGGCGCUGUAGCACAUUAACUUUUAAACUUCUGUCAUACACAUCAAUUAUUUUUAUCUCAAAUAGCUUUACAGAAAUUAAUAAAUUACAACUUACAUAGAGAGAACGAUGUCCCUCAAGUUUUGCUAAAUAAAUAAUGUAUAUUCGUGUAAUGACUAAGGUGUGUGGUGUAUUAAGUAAUUACUAAAUAUUUCAUUUAAAUAAUGAAAGUGACUAAUAUAGUAAAUAAAGUACGUUUUUUUUUACGUUAGUAUGUUUUUUUUUGUAAAAUUGUCCGAAUGCUAUAGUUAUGCUUAGACUAUAUAGGUAAAUAGAUGAUUUCCAUACAUUGCUUUGACAAAAACAGGUUAACUUUUUUUUAUUCAUAAGUGUGUGAAUAGUAUAACCAUAAUGUACAUUUAUUACUCAGUUUAUGAUGGAUGUCAACUAUUGAAUGACUAAAUUUUGACCAGUUUUUGAUACUUGAUUUAUCUAUAUCUAUAAUCUAAGGGUACCUAUAUGUAACUGAAGAUUGUUCGCCGUCCCCGGUGAAUAAAUAAUAAAAUGAUACCAUCUU